AACUGUUUCCGUUUCCUGUGUAUUUUUGCAGCUACACGACUGCUGCUAAGUAGACAUAACAGGUAUCUAAAUAUGAGCAAAAUGACGUAGUUUAACUUCAAAUUAAGCCGGUUUUUGUAAUUAAAACAGCUGGUGUUAAGUGAUGCUAGCUUUAAAAUAACGCUCGAGCGGCGGUCUUGCUUAAACCGCAUGUAAACAAACCCGGGAGGGUUUCUCCGCCGCUGGCGUUUCAAACUCCAGCAAACUUUUUUCUGGUUGAAAACACUUUCUGAGAAAUGUCGUGGUUCAGUCAGGUCAGUCAAGGUCCAUGCCAGCGGCAGGCCGCUGAUGGCCAGCAAUUUACAGCCCCGAAUAUCCUCGGCAGCCCCUAUAAUCCCACUAGUGUACCAGCAGGAGCAGCGACCCCUGCUACCCAGAGCAACAGCGGGGCUGGCCUGCCUUCUCCAGGCCAGUUUGACCUGCCAUCAGCUCCUCAGGCUGCAGCCAGCCCUCCCAGCCUGGAGAACCUGUCCUGCGCCGGUCAAGACAGACAACCAGAGCCCAUUUCCUAUGUGACCUUCCAGGAGCAGCGGUGUGUCCUGAGCUGGUUCCAAGGCUGGAAUGACCCCCAGAAGGAGAGGUUUCUGCAGGAUCUUGUUGGCAAAGCCCUGCCGGGGAAAGUGUGCACUCUCCUAGACUCACUCAGCACCCUCCAGGUACUCCCUGCUCUGUUACAGGUCAAAGACAAACUGCCCAACAUCUUUGAGUGCCAGCUCCGGCUGUGGACCCAGUGGUUUGAGUCCUGGGGGGAAGAGGAGAGGAAUCAUUUCCUGCACAUGCUGGAGGAGAAGGACCCCAUGUUUGUUGCCCACUUUUACAGGAGUGUAGCUGGCACCGCAGGAAGAGACUGACCAGAAGUCUGCAUCAGAGGACAUGCCUGCAGAUACUGCAUUCCUUAGAUUUCCUACACACUUCUUACAUAGAAAGUCCACACUU
This is a messenger RNA of Poecilia reticulata (guppy), 975 nucleotides long. It is a transcript of the gene c17h14orf119, whose product is annotated as chromosome 17 C14orf119 homolog. The record is from RefSeq and is a predicted model, not a curated record. Lineage: Eukaryota; Metazoa; Chordata; Actinopteri; Cyprinodontiformes; Poeciliidae.